This is a messenger RNA of Apus apus (common swift), 6439 nucleotides long. RefSeq names its product methyltransferase 13, eEF1A lysine and N-terminal methyltransferase (gene METTL13). Lineage: Eukaryota; Metazoa; Chordata; Aves; Apodiformes; Apodidae. The transcript has 9 exons. The record is from RefSeq and is a predicted model, not a curated record. The coding region runs from base 21 to 2081 and encodes 686 amino acids.
GGGCCCGCGCGGCGGGAGCCAUGGAGCUGCUGCCCCGCAGCCCCGGGGAGUUCGGCACCGCCCGCUACUGGGACCGGUUCUUCCGGCAGCGCGGGCAGCGGGCCUUCGAGUGGUACGGGACCUUCCCGGAGCUCUGCCCGCUCCUGCGCAAGUACCUGCGGCCCCGCGACAAGGUCCUGGUGGUGGGCUGUGGGAACUCGGAGCUGAGCGAGGAGCUGUACGACGUGGGGAUGUGCGAGGACAUCGUGAACAUCGACGUCAGCGCCGCCGCCGUCCGCCGGAUGCGCGAGCGCAGCGCCGGCAGGAGGCCCGGGGUGAGCUACCUGCUGAUGGACGUGCUGCAGAUGGACUUCCCCGAUGCCCACUUCCAGGUGGUUCUGGACAAAGGCACACUGGAUGCCAUCCUCGCCGACGAAGAGGAGGCCACUCUCGCCAAGGGGGACAGGAUGUUUGCCGAGAUCAGCCGGGUCCUGCAGGUGGGAGGGCGCUAUCUCUGCGUCUCCUUGGCUCAAGCCCACGUGCUGAAGAAAGCAGUGGGAUACUUCUCCCAGGAAGGCUGGGUUGUUCGUGUCCACCAGCUGGCUGGCAGUGGGGACAAGCAGCAGUUUGUCCUACCUGUCUUUGUCUACGUCAUGACAAAGUUCAGGAAGAUCCCUGGCUCAGCAGCGCAGAUCCUGGAGAUUUGCCCUGAGGAGCAAGAGAAGCCCAUGCGGGUGGAGAGCGCAGAGCUGCUGGUGGCGGCGGUGAAGGACAGGCAGCAUUAUGCCCUGCUCUGCAGCCAGCUGAGCAAAGCACCCUGCAGGGAGCAGCUUUCCCUGGAUUUGUGUGAUAAGGAGAGCAGGAGGCCUCGCUACACGCUGCAUGUCAUCGACAGCCCCUCCGUGAAACCUUCCCGGGAGAAUCACUUCGCCAUCUUCAUCAUCCCACAGGGCAGAGAAACCGAGUGGCUCUUUGGGACAGAGGAAGGGCGGAGGCAGCUGGCCACCAGCGCGGGCUUCGGGCGCCUGGUCACCGUGGCCCUGCACAGGGAGCAGCACUACGAGGGCAUGGCAGGCAUCCAGGCAGAGCUGUCUGGGAAGGUGAUGGAACUGGCCCCGCCGGGCCUCCCUGCCCGGCAGCAGGUGCCCUUCCUGUCCGUGGGAGGGGACAUCGGGGUGCGGACGGUGCGGCACUGUGACACCAGCCCCUUGAGUGGGGAGUAUGUCGUGGAGGACGUGAAGGGGGACGGCACCUGCUACUUCCGACGCCUCGUUUUCCUCCACAACAGGAACGUGGUGCAGUCAGAGGCUCGGCUCCUGGCCCCUGUGCCUCUCCCAGGCCAGAAGAAACGAAGGAAAGACAAGAAGAAACCCAGCUCCUCUGAGCCACCCACAGCCAUUGACAAGAGCUACCUGUGCUGUGAGCACCACAAGGCCAUGGUUGCAGGGCUUUGCCUGCUGGGAGGCCCUGACCCCCUCCCAGGAAGGCCGGUGGCAGUGCUGGUGGUGGGGCUGGGCGGGGGCAGCCUGCCCCUCUUCAUCCACGACUACUUCUCACAGGCCCACGUGGCCGUGGUGGAGAUCGACCCCUCCAUGCUGGAGGUGGCCACGCAGUGGUUUGGCUUCUCCCAGGGUGACCGGAUGCAGGUGCACGUCUCUGAUGGCCUGGACUACGUGGCCAAGCUGGCAGCAGAAGCCCCAGCCAAGUAUGAUGCCAUCAUGUUUGAUGUGGACAGCAAAGACCUCACGGUGGGGAUGAGCUGCCCACCCCCAGCCUUUGUGGAAAAGCCCUUUCUGCAGAAAGUUAAAACCAUCCUCAAGCCAGAAGGACUCUUCGUGCUCAACUUGGUGUGCCGCGAUGCCCAGCUGAAGGAGUCUGUCUUGGCCACCCUCAGGGAGGUCUUCCCGCUGCUCUACACACGCCACAUCGAAGGGGAGGUUAACGAGAUCCUCUUCUGCCAGCCCAGCCCCCAGGGCCGGUGGGGGCCCACAGAGCUGGGGGCACGUGCCCAGGCACUGGAGGGGGCCCUGCGACAGCCUGGGCGCCCCUGGGACAGCUCGUACGUGCUGGCAGACAUGCUGCAGGCCGUCAAGAUCCUCUGAGAGGCACCCUGAUGCUGCUUACACCAGAGAGGUGUAACCCACCAUGUGGGUGCUGCAGCCUUGCAGUAGAGGGGUGCCUGUGGCUGGGACUGUUAUCCUGUGGGGGGGGGCAGUGCUGGCCUGGGUGUUGCUGAAGGAUGGGACUGGUGUGGAGAGGUGCUCCCACACAGCAUGGCUCCAUGGGAAGGGGUCCAGGACCAUGGGAGGCUGUGCAGCCCAAAGGGCUGCAUUGGGGUGGUGAAGGGGGGACUAAGGUGCCGUGGGACUGGCAGGCCUGUGUUUGGAUCUGUCCCCAUUGCCCUCCCAUUGAGGGAAAAACAUCCUUCCCUCCUGUGCUGCCUCUCCCUGCAUUUCCAGCAUCCCUGAUCACUGUGUGCAAAGUCCCAGCCCUGCCCCAGGCCUGGUUGUGGGGGUGUGUGGGUUGGCUUGAGAGCUGUGGAAAUAAAGUGCUCAGGGCUGUUCUAAGGCCUGUGGAGCUUUGCCAGGCUUAUUUCUGGAGCUCCCAGCACCCCUGGAAAAGGUAUGGUCACCUCUACUCCUCAAGGAGUCCUGGGACCAGGCAGCUGGCCCUUGUACCCUGCUGCCUUCUCCCCACUUGCCUUCCUCAGGCUGAACCUGACCACAUGCCCACUCUUCUGUUUCUCCAACCAUCAGCACUGUCAGCUGGGAUCUGCAACCCCUGGGGCCCCAACCCUUCUUCUCCCUCCUGUCUCCUGGGCCAGCAGGGACCCAGCCUUGGCCACUGACCUGCUCACCCAGCUGGGGCAGGUAAGCCUUCUUGUAGGAUUAAAAGGCAGCAGGGAAACACCCAUCAGGCUGGUCCCGUGGCAGCCUCUUCCUGCCCAGGCAGUUCAUUUUGUCUCUCUCGAGGGUUUCAAGGCCUGGUCCUUCCCUGCAAGGGUUAGCUGAAGAGCUGACCCAUGGAUCCUGGGUGGUUACAGAGUGGCUGACUGGCUGGUGCUCCCAUAUUGAUCAGAAGUGAUUUUUAGGCUGUUUAUCUCCUGCAACAGCUGGUACCAAAGUGACCAGCCUGCAGAUCAUCAAGGUGACAACCAGCUGAAGCUCUGCGGUGCUUUGCCACUGACCCCACACCUUCACCCCAUGCUACCUUCUACCUCCAGUGCGUUGAGGUGAUCAUAUCUUUCUGGCAACUGCUUCCCAACACAAACCCUCCUCAGCUGCCCUCUUGCAGCCCAGGGUGGUAACAACACACCAGAGGCAGCUCUGGGAGGGAUCUGACCCAGCUGUUGGUGCAGAGCUCAUCAUUGCUGCUGAAACCAUCUCACCAGGUUUGCAGCUCGCACCCUGUCCUUCCUCAGCAGGACCCAUGUCUCCACCUGUAGAAAAUCCAGCUUGGUUUAGAAGGCUGAGCAAAAGGGUGCAUGAACCUGAGUGUUUGCAGUUCCCCAGCCCCAUGGGGGCCAUGGAAGGCACACCCCAGGGGCUCUCACACACUGAGCUGCUGGGAACUGUGGCCACCACUGUAAUGCUGGAGAUGGGGCUGAUCGUGCCUGAUCGUGCCCAGGAGGCACUGUGGCAGCUGUGCAGACAGCAAGCAUGUCCCUCUGAUCAGUGGCUGUUGCUAUAUUUUAAUUUUAAUUUGACAGCAGGCUCUGCUUUGGAAACAGCUCUAUUCAGAUCCCUUCUCCAAUGCUCCCUGCCUUCACACAGGGACAAAUCGUGCCCUGCUUUCUCCCUGGGCAGGCCUGUUUCUACACAGAGAGAGCUGAUGCUUUUUUUAAAUUAAGUGGUUUUGAUGGUUCCCAGAUGUUGGAGAGUGGGGCCAGCCUGCUCCCUGCCUCAGAUAAGGGAUGGCAAUGUGGGCACGUGCCCUCGGUAUGUUGCUCACCACUCUGGGCUGCAGCAUGUUUGGGGCAGCACGUGGUCUCUACUCAAUGGGAGAGACAAAGCUGGAGCUCAAGCGGGGUGGAAGCCUGCCUGCCCCCAUGCAGUUAGUUUCUAAAGCUCCUCUGUGAUGAGCACUUUUUUGAAAUGCAUCUGUUACCUAGCCAGCUUUGCAAUGGCAAAUUUCUCAACUGGAUCAGCCAUGCUGCAUUUAGUCUAUUUUUAACUUAGUUUCCAAUUCUCAACCUAAUUCCAAUAGCACAGGUUUGUGCGUGUGCCCUUUAUUUUGAUGAAGCCAUCUCCUUUCUCAUACAGGAGCUCAUACAAAGGCUGUGUUCAUCCCUCCCUUGUCCAGUUCUGCCUUUCUGCUGUGCUUCCUAAUCACUGCCUAACGCCACAUCCUGGUGGGAAAACAAAAGACAUCUAUUAGAAACAAUGCAAGGCUGAAAUCUCAGUUCAUUGCAGCUGUCCUUGCAGCUAUUGGUAGCCCUACGAGUUUGGUCUGGAAAUACAUUUCAGUUUGAAAAUCAGCAAAUUAAUGAGUGCUGCAAAUACACGAAAGAAUUAAUUGCAGGUAAAAGGCUCUGAGGCUGGAAUAAUUGAUGCGUAGUAAAUAUUUUGCUCGUGGCAGACAAAACAUGCAGCUAAUGUAUACGUUUGGCAACUGUGUUUCUGUUGAGUGUUUUGGCAAUAUACUUGUGUUUACAAACCUGCCUCCUCACUCCCUUGGCAGGGUAGGCACGCCAUAAGCAGUGGGAUGGAAACAAGUGCUGCUGUCACUUAGCAACCUCCACUUGCCUCUGAGACGUUGACUUUAUUAAUUUCUGGGGUUUCCAGCACAAAAAGAGACAGCUGCAUAACUCAAGGUAUGAGGCUGUAGCCAGCUGGGGAUGCUUUGGUCUGGUCCAGCCUGAAACCCUCUUACAGCUCUAUGUCCGUGUCCCACUGCUGCUCCAGUGAGCAAGGCACUGCGAACUGAUGGGAGCUGAGUUUCAUCAUCCAGAGCUGUAGGGAUGCAUUGGUCCAGGGUGCUUUGUGGCCAGGCAGCUGGCAGGAUGGUGACACUAGAAAGCAGACAGUGGUGGGGUGUCAGCCCAGGUCCUAGCUCUGCAGAUGGCUCUCAGGUGGAGGUGGGACAUACUGUCAUCAGCUGAAAUUCCAUCAAGCAGCUGGGAGAGAUUUUGCAGUAACAAAAGCUGCAGGGACUGAAGGCUGAGGUUGAUCCCCUGCAGCUGGGAAGAGCUCUGCUGGGGUGAGCCUGGCCCUGCUGGCUGGGGAUGCUGUUGCUCUCCAGGCAUGACAGGGUCACAGCACAGCAAGGGAUGUAACAUCCACGUCCCAGAAGGUGGAAGUACCUGCAAAAUGUUUUUUUCUGUGAAAUCUUUCCUUAGGGAAGAGCUUGGCUUGCCUGGCUUUGGGACCAAGGAAGCAGGUGUUCUGCCAGGCUGCAGCGAGGGAGUCUGGCUCUUUCCUGGGGGUGCUCAGGGCUGCAGGGAAGUGUCUCUGUGGGCUGCAAGGGAGCAUUGUGGCCUUUUUCUACCCUGCAGCUGGAUGCACCUCGCUAGAGGAUGCAGCUGGAGGUCGCAGGGCAGAAGAGAGGCCACUAAUGCCAGAUGGGACAGGGCAUGGGGUGUCACUGUCCUGUGAUCUGUGAGUCAGCAGUGCCCCAGGCUGCAGGGCAGAGGCAGAAAGUGCCUCCCCUUUACAGGGGGAAGUGCUGCAGCCGCUACUUUUCAUGAAAGCUCUGCAGCCGUUCUGGCUUUCUUUCACUGGCUUUAAUUCUAUCUUUUUUUAUCUUUAAGGUCUGAACUCUCCUCCUGGCAGGUGCUGGCCAGCGCCUUUGUGCCUGCACUGCAGAGCCAGGUGCUGCUGAGAACCGGGGAGCUCCCCUGUGCACGGGGCUCCUUGCCCACACCUCCUCCUGCUGCCUGAAAAGCUCAGCAAGACUCCGGGCUUGUAUCUGAAGUAGGAAGCAGGGUUAUUCAUUACAAGAAGCUCUACUGUGGUCUCUGCCAGCACUAUCCAUUUCCUUUCAUUUAGCCACUCUGAAUCCUGACAAAUUCAGAAAGCCAGGCUGGGCUCUGCAUGGGUGUUUGGAACAAGCUGCCUGCAGAAGUCAACUAGAAAAAGCAGGGACCUGAAGGUACGGUUGGGUGCCCUUCCUCCCUGCUCUGUUGGAGCUGCUGGAAAAAUGAGCACCCUCACGACAACAUGAGCAUGCAUAAUGAAAAUGUUCAUGCUUUUUACAGGAGAUGGGAAAUCUAUACUUGGCUGCUCAUGGCUUUUUUUCUGGGAGGGUGGAGAGAAUGGAUUUUUGUAAGUGAGGGAGUCUCAGGAUGAGUGUGCUCACUUAGCAGCUUUAACUCACCUUCAACAGAAAAUAAAAAUAAUUUGGUUUAGAAACUUCCCAGACUUGGGGGAAUAACUCAAACUUUUCCUAAUCAUACAUUUUUUUUUUCCUAUUGUAUUUUGUUAACUGUGGAAGGGAAUAAAGAUGUAAUUAAGAAACCUAA